AUGUUCAAGAAAUUAUAUAUGUCAAAUAAUUUGCAAUUAAAAUCAGGGAUUUUAAAUAUAUUAUGCAGAACUUUUGCUAGUGGAAAACUGCCUGAGUUUAAUCCACAAAUUGAUAAACCAUGCGCUGAAGCAAAAGCACCUUGUGAACCAGAACCACCAAAAUGUCCCCCAGAAACUCCAACAAAACGUACACGCAGUGAUAAAAUGUUACCUGAUUCAACAGAAAUAAUAACAGGUAAAGAAAAAAGUGAAUUAUAUGCAAAGGAAAAGGGUAAUCCAGAUCCUUAUAAUAUUGAUCCAGUUCGACGAAUGAAAGCUAGCAGUGAAAAUUCUCCAAAUUUAUUAAAAAGUGUUAAUUGUGAACGUAUUGUGGGUUGUAUUUGUGAAGAAGAUUCAUAUCAACCAUUUUAUUGGAUAAUUUAUGCUGGAAGACCAACCAGAUGUAUGUGCGGUCACUGGUUUGAAUUAGUACAAGUGCCAAAAGUUGUGGAAGAAUUCACCGAUGAAUGUACCGAUGAAGAAGAGUCGAAGUAAAAUAUA
Molecule: messenger RNA, 540 nt
Organism: Chrysoperla carnea
Lineage: Eukaryota; Metazoa; Arthropoda; Insecta; Neuroptera; Chrysopidae
Product: cytochrome c oxidase subunit 5B, mitochondrial-like
Exons: 2
Coding region: 1-534 (177 amino acids)
Biological process (GO): mitochondrial electron transport, cytochrome c to oxygen
Cellular component (GO): mitochondrial envelope
Source: RefSeq, a predicted model, not a curated record